UGCGCAGUCACCCUUCCGGCCAUUCCUACGCUGGGCGCGCAUCUCAAGAUGGCGGGCGCCGCAAUAAACACGCUGCUUAGGCGCCUUCCUGUCCUUUCGCCCUUCCGAAGUGCCUACGGAGUUCAGGCUCCCCUUCAGAGUUUUUGCACCAAAGCCCCCGCUGAGAAAGACUCUUUGCCCCCACUUCCCAUUUCCCCUUAUGAAGAUGAACCCUGGAAAUACCUGGAAUCAGAAGAAUACCAGAACCGCUAUGGUUCCCGCCCUGUCUGGGCGGAUUACCGCCGCAACCACAAAGGUGGUAUACCGCCACAGCGGACUCGAAAGAUGUGUAUUCGUAGAAAUAAAGUUGCUGGGAAUCCCUGCCCCAUCUGCCGGGAUCAUAAGUUGCAUGUUGACUUUAGGAACGUGAAGCUGUUGGAACAGUUUGUCUGUGCCCACACGGGUGUCAUCUUCCACGCUCCGUACACAGGCGUCUGUAUGAAGCAGCACAAGAAGUUGACCCAGGCCAUCCAGAAAGCCAGGGAUCAUGGUCUCCUUAGUUACCACAUUCCCCAGGUUGAACCCCGGGACCUUGACUUCAGUACCUCCCACGGAGCUGUGAGUGCUACUCCUCCAGCCCCCACCCUGGUUUCUGGCAACCCCUGGUACCCGUGGUACAGCUGGAAACAGCCACCAGAGAGAGAACUGUCCCGCCUUCGUCGGCUCUAUCAGGGUCAUCUCCUAGAAGAGAGUGGCCCCCCACCUGAGUCAAUGCCUGAGGUGCCUCCCACAAUACCGGCUGAAGCCUCCACUGAGCAGACGGGUGGCCAGAGUGCUCCGUAGGGGCCGGAGCCUGGGAAGGGAGCCCGACUAGGAAGCUGUGCCUAGGGUUACACGGUGGGAUGUUACCCUGAGGAGUUUUGCCUUUGGCAGACGCAGGAAGGAAAUGAAUGUUGUAGGGGAUGGAUCGGAGGCUGCGGGAGGGAAGCUCAGAUGUGUAUGGGAAACCCCAGCCCCCGUGUAUUGUGAAUAGACGGGCUAAACAUGGUGUUGCUUUCAGACUUCUGCCAACUCAGUUUUUCUAUAAUAAAGCUGCAUCUCCUGUCUCUGA
This is a messenger RNA of Lemur catta (Ring-tailed lemur), 1090 nucleotides long. It is a transcript of the gene MRPS18B, whose product is annotated as mitochondrial ribosomal protein S18B. Gene Ontology annotation, cellular component: mitochondrion; ribosome. Gene Ontology annotation, biological process: mitochondrial translation. NCBI's taxonomy places the organism in Eukaryota, Metazoa, Chordata, Mammalia, Primates, Lemuridae. The record is from RefSeq and is a predicted model, not a curated record. The transcript has 7 exons. Gene Ontology annotation, molecular function: structural constituent of ribosome. Bases 49 to 822 code for a protein of 257 amino acids.